Molecule: messenger RNA, 969 nt
Organism: Callorhinchus milii (elephant shark)
Lineage: Eukaryota; Metazoa; Chordata; Chondrichthyes; Chimaeriformes; Callorhinchidae
Product: fatty acid-binding protein, heart-like
Exons: 4
Coding region: 413-814 (133 amino acids)
Biological process (GO): fatty acid transport
Cellular component (GO): cytosol; nucleus
Molecular function (GO): fatty acid binding
Source: RefSeq, a predicted model, not a curated record
CUCUGAUGGCUGUCUGGGCUGAUUGGACUGUGAUCUCCACACGUGGUGCCUGUCAGCAGCUUCAAAACCGUGCGGAGGCACAGAGGCAGCUGCAAAGUGAACCUGGUGCUGCAGGUGGUUCAGGCUCUGUGCUGGGCAAUACUGGGCUAUAGUGUGCUGGGCAAUACUGGGCUGCACUGGGCAAUAGUGUGCUGGGCAAUACUGGGCUGCACUGGGCAAUAGUGUGCUGGGCAAUACUGGGCUGUACUGGGCAAUACUGGGCUGUACUGGGCAAUAGUGUGCUGUGCAAUACUGUACUGUGCAAUACUGUGCUGGGCUGCACUGUGCUGUGCAAUACUAUACUGGGCUGUACUGUGCUGUUCCGGGCAAUACUGUGCUGCGCUGCACAAUAGUGCACAUACCGCGGGACACGAUGGUCGAGCAGUUCGUGGGGAAGUGGAAAUUAAUCGAAAGCGUCAAAUUUGACGACUAUAUGAAGGCUGUGGGAGUGAACUUUUCCUUAAGGAAUUUGGCUAAAGUGAUCAAACCCACAACUAUCAUCAGUAUAGAUGGGGGCACUGUCACUGUGAAGACUCAAAGCGCCAUGAAAAAUACAGAAAUCAACUUCAACCCUGGCGAGGAAUUUUCUGAGAAGACAGCAGAUGGCAGAGACACCAAGACUACAGUCACCAUCGAUAAUAACAAAAUGGUCCAAGUGCAGAGAUGGGAUGAUAAAGAGACAACUCUUGUUCGAGAAAUGAAGGAUGGCAAACUAAUACUGACGUUGACCAUGGGAGAUGUGGUCUGCACAAGAACCUAUGAGAAAGAUGCUUGAAGACCCGGAAACGAGGAGAAGGGAAGGAUGGGCUCAGUUCAGUGAGCUCCCUGCACUUUUGCUUCUUUUAUUUUCUAGUGAACGUUCCCUUUGUAUUUUGUAUAACCACCAUGCACAUCGCCCACAUCUUUAUUAAAGUGGUGUCUUGAACAAGA